Messenger RNA from Fusarium coffeatum, 1425 nucleotides. RefSeq lists its product as uncharacterized. Gene Ontology annotation, cellular component: vacuolar membrane. Gene Ontology annotation, molecular function: amino acid transmembrane transporter activity. Gene Ontology annotation, biological process: amino acid transmembrane transport. NCBI's taxonomy places the organism in Eukaryota, Fungi, Ascomycota, Sordariomycetes, Hypocreales, Nectriaceae. The record is from RefSeq and is a predicted model, not a curated record. The transcript is spliced from 3 exons. The coding region runs from base 1 to 1425 and encodes 474 amino acids.
AUGUCGCACUACGAAAACAACCUCGCAGAGAAAGAUCUCAAGCGCGAUCUAGAAACAGACCAGCCUCUUCACAACACACCAUCCGUUGCUCACGGUAAUCAAGUCCACGAUGAUGUCUUUGGUGAAAUCACUGAUGAAGGCCCCAACUACCGAGCCGUCGGCUGGAUCGGUACCGUCGCUCUCAUGAUGAAAACCCAAGUCGGUCUCGGCGUCCUGUCCAUCCCCGCCGUCUUCGACGUCCUAGGCAUCGUCCCCGGAAUCAUCUGUCUCAUCGUCAUCGCCGCUAUAACUACCUGGUCCGAUUACAUGGUUGGCGUGUUCAAGAGGAAUCAUCCUCAAGUAUACGGUAUUGAUGAUGCGGGGUAUCUCAUCUUUGGACGAAUUGGUCGUGAGAUCUUUGGUGUUGCUUUCUGUCUCUACUGGAUCUUUGUCGCUGGAUCUGGUAUGUUGGGUCUGUCAAUCGGUCUCAACGCAGUAUCCCUCCACGGUACAUGCACAGCAGUCUUCGUCGCCGUCGCCGCAAUCUGCGGUUUCCUCCUCGCCAGUGUCCGAACCCUCGGUCGCAUCAGCAUGCUAGCCUGGGUCGGCCUCAUCUGCAUCAUGACAGCCAUCUUCACUGUGACAAUCGCAGUAGGCAUCCAAGACCGACCCGCUGACGCUCCCAAGGGCGGCGAGUGGAAGUCCGACUGGCGCGUCGUUGGAAACCCUUCCUUCACCGAGGCUAUCUCUUCUAUCUCGAGUCUGAUCUUCGCCUACGCUGGUACACCUGGAUUCUUCUCUAUUGCCGCUGAGAUGAAGAACCCUGCUCACUACACCCGAUCUUUGAUGGUGUGUCAGGCUGGUGUGACUAUUACUUACAUCGUCAUCGGAUGCGUUGUGUAUCUCUACUGUGGCUCGUACGUUGCGUCGCCUGCUCUUGGAUCAGCUGGUCAUUUGAUCAAGCGCAUCGCCUACGGAAUUUCCCUGCCCGGUCUUUUGGCUACUACCGUUCUGGUCAUUCACUUUGCGGCAAAGUACGUCUUUGUUCGUCUUCUCCGUGGAACAAAGCAUCUUGCUUCCAACAGCGCUGUGCACUGGGGAACAUGGAUCGCCUGCACUCUCACCACCACCGUCAUCGCGUACCUGAUCGCAUCCGGCAUUCCCGUCUUCGGCGGCCUCGUGUCUCUUGUCGGUGCCCUUCUUGGAACGCUGAUGUCGUUCCAGCUGUACGGCUGCAUGUGGCUGUACGACAACUGGGCCAAGGGCAAGCGAUCUCCCAACAUGAAGUGGUACCUCAUGGUAGCCUUCUCCGUCUUCGUCAUUGUGUCGGGUACCUUCUUGAUGAUUGGUGGUACUUAUGGAUCCAUUGUUAGCAUUAUCGAUUCGUACAAGAAGGACGGUGGUUCGUCUGCCUUCUCUUGUGCUGAUAAUUCUAAUUCUACUUAA